GAAAGCGCCGUAUGACGUCAGUGCCGCACAGAAGCUGCGGCGCUCGGAGCGGAGGAUGGUGCUCAUCAAGGAAUUCCGAGUAGUUUUGCCAUGUUCGGUAGAGGAGUACCAAGUUGGCCAGCUUUAUUCUGUGGCUGAAGCUAGCAAGAAUGAAACUGGUGGUGGCGAGGGGAUUGAAGUCUUAAAGAAUGAACCCUAUGAAAAAGAUGGGGAAAAGGGUCAAUAUACACACAAAAUAUACCAUUUAAAAAGUAAAGUUCCUGGCUUUGUAAAGAUGUUUGCUCCUGAAGGAUCCUUAGUAUUUCACGAAAAAGCAUGGAAUGCAUAUCCGUACUGUAGAACAAUUGUAACGAAUGAAUAUAUGAAAGAAGACUUCUUCAUUAAAAUUGAAACCUGGCACAAACCAGAUUUGGGAACUCAAGAAAAUGUACACGGCCUAGACCCGAAUAUAUGGAAAACGGUGGAAGUGGUCCAAAUUGAUAUUGCUGAUCGAACUCAAGUAGAACCAGCAGAUUACAAAGCAGAAGAGGAUCCAGCAAUAUUUCAGUCCGUUAAAACAAAACGAGGCCCACUGGGGCCCAACUGGAAGAAAGAAUUGGCCAACACAGAAAAUUGUCCACGUAUGUGUGCUUACAAACUAGUAACAAUUAAGUUUAGAUGGUGGGGACUUCAGAACAAAGUAGAACAUUUUAUCCAGAAGCAAGAAAAACGAAUAUUCACAAACUUCCACCGCCAGUUGUUUUGUUGGAUUGACAAAUGGAUUGGUUUAACGAUGGAAGACAUUAGGCGAAUGGAAGAUGAAACCCAAAAAGAAUUAGAAGCAAUUCGUAAGAAGGGUACUGUUCGAGGCACUUCGGCAGCUGACUCCUAAGCAACUCCACUCUAGGUUCAGGGGGUCAGUACUGAGCUACGCAACCAAGGUCAAGUGAGAGGAACAAGUGCUGCCAAUGAUGAAUGAAGCUGGAACUGACCAAAUCGCAUGCAGAAUUUAUUUUGUCAUUUAUAAUUGUGUUUAUAUACCUGUAUGUGAAUAGCUAUAUAAACACUUUACUGAGCAUUAAUUGCUGAAGUGUACUGUUCUGACAUGAACAAAAAAUGUAAAGGCGAACGUUUACUGUACAUACCAAUAGUUUACAAACAUUACUGAAUGUCUCUAGAAUGCUAUUGUACAGCCUCCUUCUCUAAUGUAACACUUGUCUUGCUUUUACUUUUCUUUCUAUCUUUUAUCAAGAACAAACUUGUAAUUUAAUACUGUAGAGAUUUUACUUUUUGGUAGUAGGCAAUACAAGCUACAUUGACAAAUUAUUCAGAAAUAAUUUUCUGUAUUUGUCUGUUUAACGCUGAAGAUGGUCGUAUUUCCCCAUAUUUAUUUAAAUAAAACAAAAGACUUUGCAUCAAGGAUUAUUGAGCUUUUGUAUCCGCACUGUCCAAAUAAGUGUGGCAUAAAAUUCCUGAGCCUUACUGCAUUGUAGUAUCCAGGAGAUAUGUCAAUAGAAUUCUGUUAUGUAAAAUUAGUUUUUUGUUUUGUAUGUGUCCCCAUGAAUGUUUUCGUGAGUUUGUUUUAUUUCUGCAAAUGAAAACAAUGAAUUUGCUCAUUUCAGGAGCUGCAGUUUGGGAUCUAUGCAAACUGUUUACAGUUUAAAGCAAGUUACGCUUUUCAGUCUAAGUGCACAUUAUAUUCAAAAGACAUUUAAAAUAAAAUGUACAACUAAUUUAUAUUAAUAUAUUUAAAUACAAAAAGUCACUACAUAUCAAAUGCUAUCUGCCGAGUGAGCGAAUGUUGGCCACCAGAGUCUAACUGUAGAUAAUCAUAAAAUGGCUGCAUUUUUUAAUGGUGCAUGUUAAAUGCUCAAUGUUGCUAUGAAAAUCCACUAGAAAUGAGCCUAAGGAAAUGAUUUUAGAAACAAUACAUAAUGUGGUUUGUUUUGUUUUUUUAAUUUUUACCAAGUCGUUCAUUUAAAAAUUACUUUAAUGGUAUGAAAAUAUCUAGUUUCAGUUCACACUUGCCUUUUCUCUUAUUGUGUGGCCCUCUAGUUCUCUGUAAGAAUUUCUUGGAAUAAGUGUACCAAAAUAUGUGUUCCUGGUCUAUUUUGCCCUAAUUUUGGGGGAGUUGGAUUGGAGGCAUUAUAUCGGUAAAAGAAAGCUGCAAACUUUUGUCUAAUGGAACUCUGCUGUUUAGUUGAAUCCUUUUAUUUGUAUCUUAAUCAUGAUUCAAGUUAUUUUUCAUACAAGGACUAUUCCAGAAUGUCAAAAGCAAAAGAAGAAAAGUUGCAAUGUUUUAGGUAUAAAAAUUCAGGGGACAAUGAAUGUAAAAUGUUUUAGAAUUGCAGUCUGUUUUGUGUACAGUAUUUAAAAACAAAAUGUCAAUUAAGUAACCAAUAAAUUUGAUCAUCAAAUGUC
This is a messenger RNA of Pelobates fuscus (common spadefoot toad), 2400 nucleotides long. RefSeq names its product phosphatidylinositol transfer protein beta (gene PITPNB). Bases 56 to 871 code for a protein of 271 amino acids. Gene Ontology annotation, cellular component: cytoplasm. The record is from RefSeq and is a predicted model, not a curated record. Lineage: Eukaryota; Metazoa; Chordata; Amphibia; Anura; Pelobatidae. The transcript has 12 exons. Gene Ontology annotation, biological process: phospholipid transport. Gene Ontology annotation, molecular function: phosphatidylcholine intramembrane carrier activity; phosphatidylinositol transfer activity; phosphatidylcholine binding.